AUGUCAGAGCCAGACAACAAACCUGGCUCUGAAUCCAACAUUCAUCGAAUUCAAGAGCGAUGGGAAUGUCUGAAUGAGAUGUUCCAAAACACCGAUCCCGAGCCUGCAGCGUCUGUCGGCUCUGCCGACGACCUGGAGGCGGAAAUCCGCCAAGCGCAAGCGCAAUUGUCCAGACUGAAGAAGCAGCGAGAGCUCAUUGACAUCAAACAAAAGGUUGCAGAGGAGGAGAGGGAAUUGGAACUGGCCCGCACUCGUCUUCUGGCCGCGACCACCCUGGAAGUGCCCCCGGCCACCCCUGCUUCAACUCCAUCCAGAGCCGAACCGAAGCAGAACAACAAGGCUGGUACUGAUGGAGCCCAAAAGAAGGUUGUUGCUGCCCGAUCGGAGCAGAUUACCGCUCCAGCUCCUGUGACUCAAGCUGCUGAUCGUCAUCCAUCUGAGGCUAAGCCGUCCGAACCGAAGCCUUCGCCGAAACCCGCAAACGUGUCUGGUUUGAACCUCGAGCAAUUGCGAGCCCUCGCAGCAGCUACCAGGUCCCCCGCCGCACAAACAACUGUUAAGACUGAAUCUCGUUCCAGUCUGCAACCUUCCGCCCGAUCCUUUCAUCCCGAAUCAUCCAUCCAAGCCCCACCGGUGCCCAAUGUGCCGGUAUACAACGGACGAGCUUUGGGAGAGUUCAAGAACUUCUCCAUGGGUCUAGAGCGACACUUUGAUAAAUAUCCGGAGUGGUACAAGGUCGAUGAGCGCAAGGUCACACGGGCGCUUAAGCACGUUGCCCUUAAUAUCGAGGAUGAGUGGAAGCGUCACUCUACCCCCGAUGUCGCUAGGUCGCGCUAUAUGGAUAGCUAUCAGCGACCAGCGCAGUCGGUGACUGAUUUCUCCAACUGGAUGCAGCAGUGGGUUCCACAUUUCCCGAAUAACGACUCGGAGCGCGACCGCAUGCGCCAUCUCUUUGAGCAUCUGAUGAACAGGGUUCGCAACGAGGCUGAUAAGACUCACCUGGACUUCGAUAACUAUUACGAGUUUGUCGAAUACCUCCAGCGGGUCGAGGAUUCCAUUGGCAGCCGCGCAGAGUCUCUUGGUCGCCGGGCUAUCAACCCUCGAAAGCGACCUCGCAGCCACGACUAA
Messenger RNA from Penicillium mononematosum, 1128 nucleotides. RefSeq lists its product as uncharacterized. The record is from RefSeq and is a predicted model, not a curated record. Lineage: Eukaryota; Fungi; Ascomycota; Eurotiomycetes; Eurotiales; Aspergillaceae. The transcript is spliced from 2 exons. Bases 1 to 1128 code for a protein of 375 amino acids.